Hippopotamus amphibius kiboko is the source of this 2731-nucleotide messenger RNA. It is a transcript of the gene CRISPLD1, whose product is annotated as cysteine rich secretory protein LCCL domain containing 1. Bases 194 to 1696 code for a protein of 500 amino acids. The record is from RefSeq and is a predicted model, not a curated record. Gene Ontology annotation, cellular component: extracellular region. The transcript has 15 exons. NCBI's taxonomy places the organism in Eukaryota, Metazoa, Chordata, Mammalia, Artiodactyla, Hippopotamidae.
GGACGCGCGGUGCCCGGGUCCUGCCCGAACCCGGCUGUCUGUGUGCCGUCGGGUGUGCGGGCGGCGGGCGGCUGCGGGAGGCCGGACGCCUGGUUCGGCUCAGCUCUCGUAGCGAACUUCACACUGGAGAGCCAAACGGCGUGGAAGAGCCUGUCUUGGAGAUUUUCCCGGGGAAGUCCUGAGAUCAUUCAUUAUGAAGUGUACCGCGCGGGAGUGGCUCAGAGUAACCACAGUGCUAUUCAUGGCCAGAGCAAUUCCAGCCAUGGUGGUUCCUAAUGCCACUUUAUUGGAGAAACUUUUGGAAAAGUACAUGGAUGAGGAUGGUGAGUGGUGGCUGGCCAAGCAAAGAGGGAAAAGGGCCAUCACAGACAAUGACAUGCAGAGUAUCUUGGACCUUCAUAAUAAGUUACGAAGUCAGGUGUAUCCAACAGCUUCUAAUAUGGAGUAUAUGACAUGGGACGUAGAGCUGGAAAGAUCUGCAGAAUCCUGGGCUGAAACUUGUUUGUGGGAACAUGGACCUGCAAACUUGCUUCCAUCAAUUGGACAGAAUUUGGGAGCACAUUGGGGAAGAUAUAGGCCCCCAACAUUUCAUGUGCAAGCAUGGUAUGAUGAAGUCAGAGACUUUAGCUAUCCAUAUGAACAUGAAUGCAACCCGUAUUGUCCAUUCAAAUGUUCUGGUCCUGUAUGUACUCAUUAUACACAGGUGGUGUGGGCCACAAGUAGCAGGAUCGGCUGUGCCGUUAAUCUGUGCCACAACAUGAACAUCUGGGGACAGAUAUGGCCCAAAGCUGUCUACUUGGUGUGCAACUAUUCCCCAAAGGGAAACUGGUGGGGCCAUGCCCCCUACAAACAUGGCCGACCCUGUUCUGCUUGCCCACCUAGCUUUGGAGGAGGCUGUAGAGAAAAUCUGUGCUACAAAGAAGGAUCAGAUAGCUAUUACCCUCCUCGAGAAGAAGAAACAAAUGAAAUUGAACGGCAGCACUCACAAGUCCAUGACACCCACAUCCGGACAGUAGCAGAUGAUAGUAACAAAAACGAAGUCAUAAGCACACAGCAAAUGUCUCAAAUUGUUUCUUGUGAAGUAAGAUUAAGAGACCAAUGCAAAGGAACAACGUGCAACAGAUAUGAAUGCCCUGCUGGCUGUUUGGAUAGUAAAGCUAAAGUUAUUGGCAGUGUGCAUUAUGAAAUGCAAUCCAGCAUCUGUAGAGCUGCAAUUCAUUAUGGUAUACUAGAUAAUGAUGGUGGUUGGGUGGAUAUCACUAGACAAGGAAGAAAACAUUAUUUCAUCAAAUCCAAUAGAAAUGGUGUUCAAACAAUUGGCAAAUAUCAGUCUGCUAAUUCCUUCACAGUCUCCAAAGUAUCAGUUCAGGCUGUCACUUGUGAAACAACUGUGGAACAGCUCUGUCCUUUUCAUAAGCCUGCUUCACAUUGCCCAAGAGUAUACUGUCCUCGGAACUGUAUGCAGGUGAAUCCACAUUAUGCUCGUGUAAUUGGAACUCGAAUUUAUUCUGAUCUGUCUAGUAUCUGCAGAGCAGCGGUACAUGCUGGCGUGGUUCGAAAUCACGGGGGUUAUGUUGAUGUGAUGCCUGUGGACAAAAGAAAGACUUACACUGCUUCUUUUCAGAAUGGAAUCUUCUCAGAAAGUUUACAGAAUCCUCCAGGAGGAAAGGCAUUCAGAGUAUUUGCUGUUGUGUGAAAUAGGAACACUUGGAGGCGGAUUGUAAAGACUUCCAAAUGCCAUAUUUCUGAAGUUUGUAUAAAACUGUAACAUUACUGUACAGAAGAUAUCAGCUAUUUUCAGCCUCUCAAAAGUGCCAAAUGAAUAUAGAUCAUGAUAGACUACGUCUGUAAAAUAAAACAUGGGACAUUAUUAGCUUUGGAAAAAGUAAUGAACAUGUAAUGGUUUUAGAAAUCCUGUGUUAAAUAUUGCUAUAUUUUCUUAGCAGUUAUCUCUACAGUAUUACAUAGUCAUAAUUGUUCUACAUUUCAUACAUUAUAUGGUGCUUUGUAUAUGCCACUAGUAAAAUGAAACUAAACAUUGAAUGUGAGUGGUCCUCAAAAAAAUCAUCUGGUGCAUUUAGAAACAAUAAUAAAAAUAGUAACUCUAAAAAUGAAAAAAAAUUACAUUUUCUCAAGUUCAAUGCUAUGAUUACCUACUCCAUGUAAUAUCAAAUUAUUUUUCACAUAAUACCUGUGUAGUUUUUCUCUUCUAUUAAGUUUAGGCAUAUAGAAUAUUAAAUCCCGGUAUUGCACUUAUUUUGUAUAAAAUGAUGCCCUAAUAUCCAAGUGAAUCUGCUAAAAUGUUUGAUUUCUUGGGAAUGUCCUUAGUAGUAAAUGAAAUUAUGUCAGAGUAGUGGUACAAAAACAUUUCUAGUGGCCAUAUAAUAAAUAUAGGAUUAAGCGUGGGCAACCAGAGCUUCCUAUGUAUUGUUCAAACUGAGGUCGCACAUUUAUAUUGUAUCCUGGCAAAUACUCCUGCAGGCCAGGAAGUAUAAUAGCAAAAAAGUUCAACAAAGAUGAACUAAUGUGUUGCAUCACCAUUGCCACUGAUUUUCUUAAUGUCCUUGUGUAUAAAUGUUGCCAUAUUAUGGUAUCUAUAAUGGUGAUAUAUUUGUUUGUACUGUGCUUUAAGACUCAAAAACUGUAAAAUGUUAAUUUUGGUACUUUUGUUUUCUGCUGGUGAAUUUACUCUUUUCCUGUAAACAUAUUAAAAUUAAUCAUGUUUCAAAGU